AUGGCUACUCAUAAAUCAGCCACACUACUGAUCCUCCUGAUAGCAAUGACGGUCGCAUGUGCCACCUCCAUGAACAACCACCUGAUUGCUGGUCCAGGCCCCCGUGAGAGCAUAUUGGAUGCUGACGCAUCGAUGAUCUUUGAGUCAUGGAUGGUCAAACAUGGGAAAGUGUACGACUCCGUCGGAGAGAAGGAACGCCGUUUGACCAUUUUCAUAGACAACCUGCGUUUCAUCAAUAACCGAAACACCGAGAAUCUCGGUUAUCGGCUUGGUUUGACCCGGUUUGCGGAUUUAUCAAUCCAUGAGUACGGAGAANUUUGUCACGGGGCUGAUCCUAGACCACCUAGGAACCACGUGUUCAUGACUAGCAGCGACCGAUACAAGACGAGUGCUGGUGAUGUGCUUCCUAAGUCCGUUGACUGGAGGAAUGAAGGCGCAAUGNCUGAAGUCAAAGAUCAAGGCCAUUGCAGGAGUUGUUGGGCUUUCUCAACGGUGGGAGCAGUGGAAGGCUUAAACAAGAUUGUGACAGGAGAGUUAGUCACUUUGUCUGAGCAAGACUUGAUCAAUUGUAACAAAGACAACAAUGGUUGUGGCGGAGGCAAAGUCGAGACCGCUUAUGAAUUCAUAGUUAAGAAUGGUGGUCUUGGUACCGACAAAGAUUAUCCUUACAAGGCUAGUAAUGGUGUUUGCAAUGACCGCCUCAAGGAAAACACCAAGAAUGUUAUGAUUGAUGGGUACGAGAAUUUGCCCGCAAACGACGAACUUGCUUUGCUGAAAGCAGUCGCUCACCAGCCUGUGACUGUUGUCAUCGAUUCUAGCGGCCGAGAAUUUCAGCUUUACGAGUCGGGAGUGUUUGAUGGAACAUGUGGAACAAACCUAAACCACGGAGUUGUUGUGGUCGGAUAUGGAACCGAGAAUGGCCGUGACUAUUGGAUCGUGAGAAACUCGUGGGGAAACACUUGGGGUGAUGCUGGAUACAUGAAGAUGGCUCGCAAUAUUGCCAACCCAAGAGGCUUAUGUGGCAUCGCAAUGCGAGCUUCAUACCCUCUUAUGAACUCACCUUUUAUCAAUAAUCCGGUCAUUGCCAUUGCCUGA
Messenger RNA from Arabis nemorensis, 1095 nucleotides. The record is from the annotation of a GenBank genome assembly. NCBI's taxonomy places the organism in Eukaryota, Viridiplantae, Streptophyta, Magnoliopsida, Brassicales, Brassicaceae.